AUGAAUUAUGAUGACCAACAUCCGUACGCAACAUCUUUAGUACGUAUAAAGAAGAAAUAUCGUGGCGUCGGAUGUAAACGUCCGACGAUUCCAUCGCUCUUUUUGAAUCGCUCUUCAUCGGAAAAUGUGUUGAAGCAAUUUGAAAAUUUAAAUGAUGGAAAUAACGAUGAAAAUAUUGACAGAAAUUGCGAUAUUAAUGAUAUAAAUAAUUCUAGUCUAAAUGAAAACGAACAUGAUGUCGAGAUUUUUUUUGAUUACGGCAACACGAAUAGCAAUGAUACCAAAGUUCAAAACAACAACAAUAAUUCACCUAAUAAGUUUACAGUAUUUGAAAAAACAACCGCAUGGAUUGCUCAACAGCAAAAAUUUUUUAAUCGUCUUUUAAAGGGUAACUUCUCUUUCAAUUCCGCUUCAACUGACAUCAACAUAAACACGAAAAAUUCAUCGGAUCCAAAUCUGAAACAAGACUCUUUGGACAUUGAAUCUUGUAGUGAUGAUCAAGUAUUAAUAGCUGUAUGUGAAUGCGGAAAUGCAAGUCUUUACCAGACAGUAACAAGAAGACGAGAUGCAGAUAAAGAGAGGGAGAGCAGCGCUUAUAUUUCAAUAUCAACGAUAGAGAAACAACCAAGACAGAAGAAAUCUAUUUUAGAGCCAGAAAUAGCGACGAGUGUCCACAAAGUAGUGCCCCAAUUGGUUUUGUAUUGGGAAACGGUAGGAUUGGUUGGUACUUGUAUUGCGAGGCGAUGUGCUGGUUGGAGAUCUUAG
Molecule: messenger RNA, 765 nt
Organism: Ambispora gerdemannii
Lineage: Eukaryota; Fungi; Glomeromycota; Glomeromycetes; Archaeosporales; Ambisporaceae
Source: the annotation of a GenBank genome assembly